AUGUAUGCUCAAACACAAGUCAUUCUAAAUUGUUCGGUCUUACCUAACUUACUUAGCUUGUUGGGAUCACCCAAAGAAACUAUCCGUAAAGAGGCCUGUUGGGCAAUUUCUAAUAUUACUGCUGGAAAUAAAAACCAAAUACAAGCUGUUUUGAAUGAAAAUAUAUUCCCUGCACUCAUACAUAUUAUGGCCACGGCUGAGUUUAAGACAAGAAAAGACGCUGCGUGGGCAAUAACAAAUACUACUUCUGGAGGAACGGUAGAACAAAUUCAAUAUAUGGCCGAUCAAAAUUGUAUCCCUGCAUUGUGUGAUCUCCUGACAGUGACAGAUGUAAAAAUUAUCCAAGUGGCUUUGAAUGGUCUAGAAAACAUUCUUAAGUUAGGUGAACAAUUAGCUAGACAAACUGGUGCUGUUAAUCAGUAUGCUAUAUUGCUAGAAGAAUGCUAUGGUCUGGACAAAAUAGAAUGGCUGCAGUCACAUGAAAACAUAUACAUUUAUCAGAAAGCUUUUCUAAUUAUUGAACGUUUUUUUUUUUCUAAAUUUUCUUAUUAA
Molecule: messenger RNA, 552 nt
Organism: Macrosiphum euphorbiae (potato aphid)
Lineage: Eukaryota; Metazoa; Arthropoda; Insecta; Hemiptera; Aphididae
Source: the annotation of a GenBank genome assembly